UGCAAAUUUACUUGAGAAUUGUUGAUUGGAAGCAAAACCGAGGCACAUCAAGCAUGAGAGCUUGAUUUUUGUUUCUUUCUCUUCUUCGAAAUCGCAUCACAUUUGCUUAUUUGAUUGUCAUCAUCGAAAUUAGCACUCCUGUACACAAGCGCCGGCAGAGUGUUAUGACAACGAUGGCGAAAAAGCACGGUGCUUUCGUUUCCGAACUAACGCCGUUAGAAGAGUUUUGUUUUCGUUUUCGAACAUCCUCCUACUCCGGCGAUUGGAAACCGAAUGUCAGCAAGGCGGCAUGGGUGUUGAAUCUCCAGCGCACGGAGCGUGUCAAUCCCAUUGUUGAAUUAUGAACUAACUGUGUUUACAAAACAUGGUAGGAAGAGUUUGAUUGAGUUUGUUUUUUUGUAGCUUUCUUUUUUAAUGUUGGAUAUUGUAUAUGAGUUGUCUUGUUUUAUGCAUUUCAAGUGUUUGAUAAAUUUCCUGAGUGGCCAUUCUUUAAUGGUUUAGUUUCAGUUAAGCUGCUCCUGUUGUUUAUCUGUCAGUUCUUUCUCUCUCUAGAUCUCAACCACUCUCAUACCAAGGAUUCUGUAUAUGUAUUGUCUUGUUUUGUGCAUUUCAAAUGUAAUAUAAAAUUCCUGAUUGACCUUUCUUUAUCUGCCUCUUGGUUAGGUUUCAGUUAAGUUUUUGUUUUUUUUUAAGUGAAUCAGUUAAGAUGAUAUGCUCCAUUGUUUAUCUGUUAACUAAGACCAUAAAAUUCACAAGUGUAUCUAGUACCUAAUAAUUCAAUUGCAUAUAAACUUAUUUUUUUCAUUGUACAUGUUCAUACAAAUUGGUGUAAGCUUUGAAUAGUCUUGUAGUGAAGAAUGGAUGUAAGCACCGCAUAUGAUGGUUAGGGAAGUCUGCAACAUGCACUCAGUCAAUGGAAAGUGCAAUCAAAGGUUAGGGUGGAAGACCUUUGAUAAAUUGUUUUGAAGGGAAGUAGUGUAUUUACAUUGGCAAAGAUAUAUCAAUUUAUAAGAGAAUGAUAUAUCCAAACCCAAGAGCAACCAUUUCCUAAUGGCCAAUUUGAUCUAGUGUAGUCCAUGGAGAUUGGAGAGCAUAUGCCUGAUGAAGCUAAGGGUUUUCUCCCACCAUCAGGUCUAUAACAUGCUUACCUUCAGAUUGUGAUUACAGGACUUAGAGCAGCCUUCACGAGGUGGGUGUUGCAGUGGUCCUGGCACUUGGCGUAACAUGCAUUCUGGUAUGGCAAUUAUUAUUUCUUGAUGUUGUUUUCUUGGAUGUAUAUCAAGUAUGAACUUAUGAUCUCCAUGAGAUAUUAAUCUUUCUUUUGAUGAUAUUAAGUUUAAAUAGGAUUAUUUUCAAUAGGAAUGGGAGCAAUUCCUAUCUGAGGUACUUACCUCCCCUCCUUUCUCUUCUUUCAAGUUUUAAUUUCACUAUGAUGCUGUUUUCUUGGAUGUGUAUCAAAUUUUGUCUAUAGCUAGAAGUCAAUUUUCUUGUAGUGACUUCAGAACAAUUUGAUUUCUUUUGCACCAGCGGAAUCAAAUCUGAACCAUACUUGUAUAGUUUGUGAAUAGCUCCAGUGGUCCUCUCAAUCUUUCGACCAAAGACUACUGUGUUUGCGCAUAUACUACCUAAAGUUAAUCUAAUCAAGUUUAUUAAAAGCAAAUUAGACAAGCAAAAUCAAUUAAAAAUAAAGAUAAGUAAAGGAUAAUUAUAUUAAAAAACCAAGUAAAAUACUUAGUCUAGUAUCUCAACAUUCCAAUGAUGUCAAAUCUAGUCCCUGACAACAAUGCUAGAAACUUACUCAAUCAAUGUCGUAUGCUUAAUAAAUGUCAUGUUGUGAUGAUGAAAAAGUGUGUAGUUAAUGGUGUUGCACUUAUCAAUGUGUGUGGAAAAUGAAUUAUCACAACCUUAUUUCGGCAAGUGUAUCAGUCAGUAAGUAAUAAAAUGAUGUGUUAAAUAUGUUUUUGGUCCCUAAACUUUUUGUGAAAUUCAGUACUUUUAGUUUCUAAACAAGUUUUUGAUCAGUCUUAAAUCCCUCAACCUUUAGUCCUUGCUGUCAACCCAGCGUGCACCGCACAAAUGGACCAGAUCGAAUCCCUCACUGACUUUGAUUGCACCUCCGACGACCGCUACAACUUUCCUCCGAUGUGCAUCACUGACCCUUGGGCUCACAAGUCUUCUUAUUCUUCAAAUCCAUAACCCCUAUUUGUUUCAUUAGAAAAAGAUUCAAUCUUGCAUUGCUCAACACCACCGCAUCACCCACUUCCCCCACACAAAACUAAAACCCAAAAACAGAUUCAAAAUCACAUCUUUGCUUCCACGCACACAAUUAUCAAUUGCAAAGAGAUAAGAGAUAAUGCUCAAUUGCUUUUUUUAAAGAGAGAGACAGAAUUGUGUUGGGGUUGUGUUAGCAAUGUGUGCACUUAGAUUUCUUCAGAAGGUGGCCACCGUUGGCUGGUCCAAAUCUACGCCAAUGUUUUAUAGAGAUAAAGUACUGAGAACACAAACAAGAUAUAGAGAGUGUGAGUGUGAGUGGAGAUGAAGACACGUAUGAGAGAAGAAGAAACAGAGAGGGACGGUCAUGGAGGCUGUAGACCCUCUGCGGCUGGUGGUAGAGGUAGUGGAGGAGUUUCAAAGGAGGAGAGGGAACUGCUCCUUUCACGGGGUUGGUGUCGCUGUUCGACGACAUCUAGAUUUGGUGCGGUGGGGGCAUUGUGAUUGUUGAGGGUGGAGAUGCAGUGGUCCUCAACAUGUUUUCUUCCGUGGCGGGGCUGCCACAAGAAAGACGAGAAAAAAACAAAUGCUGCCGCUGAAAAUUGCUUCCAGUGGCGGCAAAUGGUGGCCAGAGGAAUUGGAUAAGGGAGUUGCUGGGAGGGUGCAUGGAUCUAGUGUGGACUAUACUAUGGUAACAAGAUACAUCCUAUGGUUAGAAAUAAUGGUCCACUGGGAACCACUUAAUAUGUGGUUCACCGUAGCCUUCGCCUAUAGAUCACAUAAGUUUGUAAAACCAUCAGCGGUCAUAUAAUUUUUUUUGAAAAGCAGUGGCCAUUUAAUUGAUGUUGACUUUGAUCACAACGCGUUAAAAAAACAUUAUGUAAUGCAAUAAAUAUUUUAAUAAAAGGUCUUGUCAUUAAUGAGAAAUAUAUUUCAUUCAUGCCAUAUUAAUGAUAUUUAAUAAAUUUAGAUUCCAUAUGUACUUUUCUUUUAUUUCUUUGUUUUUAUGUAUUUAUUAUUUUUUUCUAGAAAAAGAUAUUUCAGAAGCUGUUUCUCAAGAGCUGAUGGUUUUUUAUUUAUUUAAAUUAAAUUAGUUUCACUUUUGUAACCUUUUAUGCAAACCUUUAGUUAAGACAGUUAGUUAGGGGGUUAUUAAGUUGAAUAAAUAGGAGGAUGAAGCUGGAGAGGAGGGAUUCAGAUCAAUCUGUAUCUUUAGUAAAUUGAGUGUUAUCUCUUAUCUCUUUGCUAAAGGUUCUUUUGUGAAGGUUUCCCCUUAGAGAUCGUCUUUCCAUUCACUGUUUUUCUGCAAUCAAGACAUACAAUAUUCUUACCUUUCUUUCUUAUUUUUGUUUUUUGGUUCCUAAUUAACAGUUCACAAUGCCAAAUAGAGGUUCUGUUUUACGUUCUUUGUGUUUAUUCCCCCUCAUUGUAUCCCAAAAGGCCAAAGUACGCAGAAACAAUGGCCAAAAGUCUCCAACAAAACCAAAGGCAGCACAACUUGAUAGGAUUAGCAUUCUGCCUGAUGAAAUAAUUUGCCAUAUCCUUUCAUUCCUCCCAACCACAGAGGCUGUUACUACUAGUGUUUUGUCCACCAGGUGGAGAUCACUUUGGACUUUGGUCCUUACUCUUGAUUUUGAUGACAAUUGGCCUUGCUUCUUCAACACAACCUUUGCUUCCAUUUUUGGCAGUAUCUUAGCUCAACACAAAGCAAAAUGCAUCAAAAGGCUUUGUCUAUAUAACUAUAGCAAACCCUUCAGCUUAGACUUGAUUGGCUCAUUGGUUUCCACUGCCGUGGCCCAAAACCUUGAGGAGAUGGACCUCAUUUGCAACUAUUAUUUUGAGGUUACUUUGCCCAACACACUUUUCACUUGCAAAACCAUUUCAGUUCUGAAGUUAUCACUUGGGUUGACAAUCAAUCUAAAUAACAUUUCAUCAAUUCAUCUUCCUUCACUCAAGGUUUUGCAUCUCGAUGUGCUUUACCUUGUAGAUGAUGAAUCCAUAAUGAGGCUUUUUUCUGGGUGUCCUGUUCUUGAAGAACUUUGUUAUGAGGAAGUGAAGUCUAAUAAUUCAACCUCGUUUAAAAUAUGCGUGCCUUCACUGAAGAAGUUACAUCUUAAGUGUCAUGAUAAAAGAGUGCAGGUAGUCACCCCUUCUCUCGAGUACCUUCAAGUGCAAGAAACUAAAGUCCAUGACUCUUUGGUUGGUAACUUGCCUAACCUGUUACAAGCACAUGCUGAUAUCUAUUUUGACCAGCAUGAAAAAGAGUAUGUGUUUAACUUUUUCAAUGCAAUUCGUCAAACUAAAUUUUUGGGGCUGUCUACUUAUACAAUAGAGGCUCUAACUGAUGCUAGCUUUGGAUUUCCAGAAUUUCACAAUUUGGUUCAUCUACAGCUUUGUUUAAGUACAAUUGACUCUUGUUCUCUAAUACAAUUGUUACUUGCUAGAUGCCCCAAGCUUGAAAUUCUUGACAUUGAUAAGGUUUAUGAGGAAAGUGAAAGAAAGUGGACACAGCCAACUGCACCAGUUCCUAGUUGUAUUAGCUCACAUCUUACUGCGUUUAAAUUUAGAGAGUAUGGUGGCUCCAAAUACGAGUUGGAACUUACAAAGUAUAUUCUAAAGAAUGCAAAGGUCCUCAAGACAGUGACAGUAAAGAUGGCGAAGUGGUUGGAGCCAAAUAAAACAAGUCAUGCUAUGACAAAAUUGGAUUCGUUACUAUCAUCCUCAAAGUAUUGUCGUUUGGCAAAUUAUCAAAUUCUGUGCCAAGAUUUUCCUUGAUGUAUGCAAUUCGUUCAGGUUGGUGACAAGCGAUGAUCACUAUGCGGUGACAAUUUGAAUGGUAAAAGAGUGUUUGACAUCAAUGAUGUUAGUAGUAGUUUCUGUCUAAUGUUUAGUUUAUAACUAUAUUUACUAUUCAUGUCAUUGUAAUAAAGACAAAUCAAAUGCACCCCUGUAGCAAUGUUAUCUCUAAAUUGGUUGAUUUUUUUUUAAAAGAGAAUGGUUAAUAAAUAGUAGAUUGAAAUUUCGA
This is a messenger RNA of Glycine soja, 5236 nucleotides long. Its product is annotated as FBD-associated F-box protein At5g60610-like. The transcript has 9 exons. Lineage: Eukaryota; Viridiplantae; Streptophyta; Magnoliopsida; Fabales; Fabaceae. Gene Ontology annotation, molecular function: protein binding. The record is from RefSeq and is a predicted model, not a curated record. Bases 3589 to 4986 code for a protein of 465 amino acids.